UAGAAAAAGAGCUGGCCAAGGGGGGAAAAAAAUAAUCAAAUCAAAUUAAAAAAAAAUGCUCCUUCCAUUUUAGCAAAGGGGAAGAAAAAUAAUAUCAAAAGUGGCUGGUAAAGACCAGGGAGAGGCUUCGGACUACGUUCUCCGGCAUGCCCUGCGCGUGGACCACGGUGGGCAUGCGUCGGCUUGCUGACUCCGAACGUGGACUACGAUUCCCGGCAGGCCUCGUGCGCUGCGCAGGCGCACCAGCGGCGAAUAGAGGCGGAGCCCAGACGGCGGCGGGGGGGGCAACUCUCCCCCUUAGCCUGCCAGGGCGGGGCUCCCCCCUCUCCCCGCCCACCCCAGACCCCGCUGCCGGUACCGGGCGACGCCGCCGGAGGAGACCCCCGCCAUGGACUCGGACUCCUGUUCUUCCCCGCUGCCCCCCGAAGAUUUCCCCCCGGGCUCCAAGCGCUGCCGGACGGUGGAGGAUUUCAACAACUUUUGCACCUUUGUCCUGGCCUACGCGGGCUACAUCCCCUACCCGCACGAGGACACGUCUGGCUGGAGCAGUGCCAGCUCCCCCAACAGCACCCGGGGGGCCAUUGACAGCGAUGGAGGGGACCCCCCUUUGGGACACCUCCCCCGGCCAGGAAAAGCCCGGAAGACCUUCAGCCAACUCAAACACGGCAAGGCUUAUUCCUCGCUCUACCAGUGGUCGAAGCCCAAAGGGUUUUUGGUGGACCGGAAAAAAAUGGAGAAGUUCCGGAAGAAACGGCGGCUGGUGAGGAAGGAUGUGGCGCUGCCGGACGUCCAUUACCCCGAAGAAGAAGAGGAAGGGCUGCGGGAGAGAGAAGGAGAAGAGCCGUACGCCGAGACCCCACUCAGCCCGUCUUCCGAAGGCGAUGCCCAGUCUUCCACAGGCCGCUGCUCGGCCUGGGAUUCGGACACCCCCUCGAAUCCCCCCUACCCAGCCGCCGCGCCGGAGGAGCAGAGCCUCGUCCAGACGGUGGGCAAGAGGACCAUCAUACGGCAGGGGAAGCAGGUGGUCUUCCGAGACGAAGACGGCAGUGGAGACGAUGAGGACAUCAUGGUGGACUCAGACGACGACUCGUGGGACCUGGUCACCUGCUUCUGCAUGAAACCCUUCGCCGGGCGCCCCAUGAUCGAAUGCAAGGAGUGCCACACCUGGAUCCACCUGUCCUGCGCCAAAAUCCGCAAAUCCAACGUUCCCGAGGUUUACGUCUGCCAGAAAUGCCGGGAUUCCAAAUUCGACAUCCGGCGGUCCAGCCGUUCCCGGAUGGGCUCCCGGCGGCACUUCCUGGACUAAGCCGGCGGGAGAGCCGGCGGUGGCCAAACCUCGAAGUUUGGGAGUUUUGGGGAGUCGGUAGGACCGGGGGGGUGGAGAUCUGCGAGCCCGACCGCGAGGCCCGCCUAUCUUCCGAAUCACCGGAUUUCCCGAAGGGAGUCGGGACUGAUUCCCGGCUGC
Notechis scutatus (mainland tiger snake) is the source of this 1465-nucleotide messenger RNA. The record is from RefSeq and is a predicted model, not a curated record. NCBI's taxonomy places the organism in Eukaryota, Metazoa, Chordata, Lepidosauria, Squamata, Elapidae.